Messenger RNA from Corythoichthys intestinalis (scribbled pipefish), 2075 nucleotides. It is a transcript of the gene ccdc47, whose product is annotated as coiled-coil domain containing 47. Gene Ontology annotation, biological process: endoplasmic reticulum calcium ion homeostasis. The transcript has 13 exons. Lineage: Eukaryota; Metazoa; Chordata; Actinopteri; Syngnathiformes; Syngnathidae. The coding region runs from base 173 to 1651 and encodes 492 amino acids. Gene Ontology annotation, molecular function: calcium ion binding. The record is from RefSeq and is a predicted model, not a curated record. Gene Ontology annotation, cellular component: endoplasmic reticulum.
ACGUGACCAAACUCCCGCGUUGACAGCGAAGUCUCGCCGCCGUAGUUUUACUUUGAGGUUAAAUCUGUGUCAAGCUUCCUACAGCCAAUUGCUGUUGCAAAUCGGGAUAUUCGGGGGCUACUUUAGACCAGAUACCGUAACGCGAACCCGCCGGUAACGCCCGGGCACCACUAUGCGACGUUUGACUGUCCUGCUGGCCCCUCUACUGUUGCUUCUCCUGGUCCUUCCAGUUUCCAGGGGGCGCUACAACGAUGAGUUUGAUGACAGCGAGGACCUCGCCGACUUUGAUGACAACGACUUUGCUGAGUUCGAGGACAUGAGUGACGACUCGCUGCCCGAGACGGGCACCGCCCCACCGACACCUGUGCGGGGCAGCCCCUCCUCACAGCCUAACGAAGAAGAGGAUGAAGACGAGGCCACAGUGGAGCUGGAGGAUGGCCAAGACGGUUUUGACGACUCUGACGGACAGGAUCAGGAUAUUUACAGUAAAUAUGACCAGGAGGAGUUUGAAGGCAUUGGAGACAUGGAGAAGACGGGCCACCCCAUGAAAGACCCCCUCAUAAUCCACACGGUUCCAGCACAUCUUCAGAACAGCUGGGAGAGCUACUACAUGGAGAUCCUGAUGGUGACGGGCCUGCUGGCCUACAUCAUGAACUACAUCAUAGGCAAGAACAAGAACGGACGCCUGGCUCAGUCCUGGUUCAAUUCUCACAGGGAGCUGCUGGAAAGCAACUUUGCCCUUGUGGGUGACGACGGCACGAGCAAAGAAGCAGUGAGCACGGGGAAGCUCAAUCAGGAAAAUGAACACAUCUACAACCUGUGGUGCUCCGGACGUGUUUGCUGUGAGGGUAUGCUCAUACAGCUCAAGUUCCUCAAGAGACAGGACCUGCUCAAUGUUCUGGCCAGGAUGAUGAGACCCACCUGUGACCAAGUGCAAAUUAAAGUGACUCUAAAUGACGAGGACAUGGACACAUUUGUGUUUGCCGUGGGUACCAAGAAAGCAAUGGCCCGCCUCCAGAAGGAGAUGCAGGACUUGAGUGAGUUCUGCGGCGACAAGCCAAAGUCAGGAGCCAAAUUUUGCCUUCCAGACUCUUUGGCUAUUCUUACGGAGAUGGGCGAGGUCACAGAUGGUGUGAUGGACAACAAGAUGGUUCAUUAUAUCACUAACCACGCUGACAAGAUCGAGUCCAUCCAUUUUUCGGAUCAAUUUUCUGGUCCAAAAGUUAUGCAAGAGGAGGGUCAGCCCUUGAAGCUACCCGAAACCAAGAAGACGUUGUUGUUUACAUUUAAUGUGCCUGGAAUGGGUAACACUUCUCCCAAAGACAUGGACGCUUUGCUGCCCCUCAUGAACAUGGUCAUUUACAGCAUUGAUAAAGUGAAGAAGCUACGUCUCAACAGAGAGGGGAAAAUGAAGGCGGAUCGCAACCGUGCCCGCGUGGAAGAAAACUUCCUGAAACAGACACACGCUCAACGCCAAGAGGCCGCCCAGACCAGACGCGAAGAAAAGAAGAGGGCCGAGAAGGAGAGGAUAAUGAACGAAGAGGACCCCGAGAGACAGCGUCGUCUUGAGGAAGCGGCUCAGAGACGAGAGCAGAAGAAAAUUGAGAAGAAGCAGAUGAAGAUGAAGCAGAUCAAAGUGAAAGCCAUGUGAAGUUUGCUCAUCAACUUCAUUGCACCUCCUGAUGGACAUUUUGGCUAUGCUCAAGCCGCUUCUACAGAUCCGUGACACCUUCACGGCAGCUAUGGAAAACAGUGGUCUUAAAGGCCACACAAAAAUAUAGAUAUUAUGGUUUGUUUUUUUUUUUUUUUUGCAUUCAGACCAACAGUCUGAAAGUAGCCUUUGUCACUAUCUUAUCAGCACACCUCACUGCAUCAUUAUGUUUGUUUAUUUUAUGUUGUGGACUUUUAAAUCAGCUCCUGCUGUUAAAUUUAAAGCAUCAUCAUGGGACUUCUUUGAUUUGUAACUAUUGCAUUAAUUUAAUCUUUAAUGACAUUUUAAUUUAUAUCUGUUGUGAGGCUGAGUUCCUGCAGGCUGUUUCUAUUAAAUAUCCAAAAAUAAAAUGCACUGAAGUCUG